Molecule: messenger RNA, 4977 nt
Organism: Exaiptasia diaphana
Lineage: Eukaryota; Metazoa; Cnidaria; Anthozoa; Actiniaria; Aiptasiidae
Exons: 23
Coding region: 1-4977 (1658 amino acids)
Molecular function (GO): protein binding
Source: RefSeq, a predicted model, not a curated record
AUGUCAAGUCAGUGUAUACCGYCUGGCAAUAAAGACACUCUCUCUGACGCCAUCCAGAGACUUGAAACAUUAGAAACAAMUGCARAAUCUCCGSAAUGUGAUUCGGCCUUAGGCACGGCGAAAUGGUACAGAUUUCAGGAUGCUUCAGGUCAAAGCUAUCAUCUCGCUACUACGUGUGUUGGAACGAAUCGCUGUGGUGCAAGUGAAAGCGGCUGGGUUAAUGGKAGUCAUCCUAGUGCUGAUGAACAAGAAACUGAUGUUAAGAUAUGUUUCGGAAAUUAUCAAUACAAUGCAGUGUAUAACUGUUGUAUAACUAGCAUUUCAGCAAAGAUAAAACAGUGCUCAUCAGAAUACUAUUAUAAGUUUGAAUCAUUAGAUUGCUCUACCAAGAGAAAGUUCUGUACCAGCAAUAACCCAAUCACCAACAAUCCGUCUUGCAAUAGUAACCCAUGUCAGAAUUCUGGAACGUGUGUUUUAACAAUAGGAGGAGGAUACUCUUGCAGGUGCAAAGACGGGUUUAUAGGAGACCACUGCCAAACUGAGCUGACAUGUGAUAUGCUUCCCAUCGGCCUCGACGAUGGAAACAUUAUAUCAGACAGUAGAUUCACGGCAUCCUCAUUCCUAAGCAAUGAAUAUCAACCGUCCAAGGCACGAUUAAGUUCUGAUCGUGCUUGGGAACCAAACGGCAAUGACAAUGCUGAUUACUUGCAAAUUGAUUUACCCAAGAUGUAUCUUAUCUGUGCCAUGGCUACGAAGGGGAGCAACAAACCUGGACUUUCAGAGUGGACAACGCAUUACAAAAUCAAGUGUUUUUUUUACGAAAAUUGGUUUUACUACCCGGGUAAUGAAAAUGCAAAGGUCUUCACAGGCAACAGUGAUCAAGACACAUUAGUUAAACAUAUCUUUUUACCAGUUCCAUAUUUUAUCAUAACUAAGGCCUUGAGAUUCAUACCGACAAGUUAUCAUUCCUAUAAGGCACUACGAGUGGAAUUGUAUGGAUUGGAAGCUAAAUGUACGUGGAUACCUGUUGGCAUUGAACGCGAUUUUGUUAUACCAGACAGCAGUUUCUCAGCAAGCUCAACAUUGAUUAAUACCUCCCCCAAACAUGCGCGAUUGAUGUCACAUACAACAGGCUGGAUGCCGUCAACAAUAUCUAAUCAAAAUGACUACCUACAAAUUGACCUCCUUGAAGUUUAUCAGAUCUGUGGUGUUGCCACACAAGGGAGUAAUUUAGAACUAUGUUGGACGAAACAGUACAAAAUCUCAACUUGGUGUAGUGAAGAUUGGGUAAUGUACCCAAGUAAUGAUUCUCCAAAGAUAUUUGAAGGCAAUAAGGACAAGAAUAACAUAGUUAAACAUGAUCUUCAAGCUCCCGUCAUGUUAAAGAUGAUCAGGUUCAUUCCGACCUCCUACCACGUGAAAAAGGCUUUACGAGUAGAAGUGUAUGGGGAAAGAGGUAAUUGUACGCCUAGUGCAAUGAGCUCAUCCGCCUUGUCGAGUAUGCCAUCGUCUUCAGUCUUAUCGCUGACUUCCAAUACAAUAAGCAGUUUUAGCACAUCGAACAGUAUGAGCGAAUCUCUCUAUUCAUCUACAAUGUUUAGUAUUUCGACCAAUUCUAUUAUUUCAUUUACCGGAAGUAUAGCAGCAACAACAAGUGCUGUUACCUCUGGGAUUACUUAUACUGCAAGUUCUCCACAGUCAUCUUCAUCUACUAUGUAUGCUAGCAUAGUCAACUCCCUGGUAUCAACACCAAUUAUAACAGCAAGCAUCUCUAGUGAAAGUUUACAAACGCUUUCUGCCAGUGAUUCUUCAAUUWUAUCAAAUAAUUCAGGUAAUUGGACGCCCAAUGCAAUAAACCCAUCGACUUCAUCGAGUAUGUCAACGUCUUCAGUCUUAUCGCUGACCUCUAAUACAAUGAGCAGUUUCAGCACAUCGAACAGUAUGAGCGAAUCUCUCUAUUCACCUACAAUGUUUGGUAUUUCGACCAGUUCUAUUUUUUCAUUUACCGGAAGUAUAGCAGCAACACCAAGUGCUGUUACCUCUGGGAUUACUUAUGCUGCAAGUUCUCCACAGUUAUCUUCAUCUACUAUGUAUGCUAGCAUAGUCAACUCCCUGGUAUCAACACCAAUUAUAACAGCAAGCAUCUCUAGUGGAAGUUCACAAACUCUUUCUGCCAGUGAUUCUUCAAUUAUAUCAAAUACCUCAGAUUCAGAAGGAUUURGCACAUGGAGUUCUUGGAGCAAUUGCACGCACAACUGCGGUGGUGGAAAUUCAUCAAGAACACGUGUAUGUUCAGGAAACUCUUACAGCUGCAAUGGGUCUCUUAUUGAGACUCGCGAUUGCAACACACACAACUGUCCAGUUGAUGGAGGAUGGACCCUUUGGACCAAUUGGUCGUUUUGCAGCAAAGCAUGUGGAACUGGUUUCUCAAUGAAAACUCGGACAUGUACAAACCCAUCUCCAAUGUAUGGUGGAAGAGAUUGUUUUGGAAAUGAUCGCGAAGAGAAGCCGUGUAAUAAUCAAACAUGUCCAGCUGAAACGUGUCAAUUUGUUAUUCGCCUAACUGAGGAACAUUUUACUAACGAGCUGUUGAUAACGUCUUCAUCGGCAUGGAAUAGCUUGCAAACAAAGAUUGAAAAUAAUGCUAUGAUGUCCUAUUCAGUUAAUAGCAAUGUUAUGGGAAUUGCUGUUAUUUCGUACAGGAUCGGAAGUGUUGUUAGCACCUUCAAUGUCAGUUUUUCCUCGCUGGAUUCAAUUCAACUCCUACAAAUGUUUGAGAAUGUAAAUAUGAAAGGAAAGUUUGGGACAAUGCCUUCCCAUAUUCUCAGCGUUACUCCUAACGCAGUACCUUCAGAUCCUCCAAUAAUUACCUACAUAGCAAACAGCAGCUCAACAAGUAUGUUGUUAAAAUGGACCCUAAUCACUGACACAAUUGUUGUUGGCUAUGCUUGCUUCUACAAAGAGGCGGGUGAUCGUUUCCAACCAAAUGACGUAAAAUCUUCACCUGCAACUGACCAUAAAAUGGAAAUCACAAGACUAAAAAAAUUUACCAACUACACGUUUGUGCUUCUUGCAUUUAAUUCUAAUGGCAAUGGUGUUCCUGGUGAACUUUUAUCUAGAAAAACUGACGAAGACGUUCCAAGCAAGGCACCAGGAAACGUAAAAGUAAGAGUAUUAUCAUCCACUGAGCUGCAAGUCACGUGGGAUGCUAUACCCGCUGAAUACAUACAUGGUAUAUUACUGGGUUACAACAUCACAUAUGUUAAACACGAUUGGGAUAAUGUAUAUAGAACUAACUACUCCUUGAUACCGUCAACAACGCAUAGUUUACAACUUGAAAACCUAGGAAAGUAUAUGGUUUAUACUCUAUCAGUAUGUGGAUAUACCUCUAAAGGUUGCGGUGUUUCAAGUGAAAAGACUGUUAGAACAGCGGAAGAUGUUCCAACAGAACCACCUCAAAACUUUAAAGUCAAAAAUCUCACUUCUACAUCAAGUAUUUCAAUUACAUGGAACCAAGUUCCACGCGACCAGAUCAACGGUAGACUUUCCGGCUAUAUUCUCCGUUAUCAGAUGACAAGUUACCGUGGAAUACAAGUGUCUGAUGCAGUGGUUAAAACUCGAUACCUAGCAGUGUCAGAGACAAGUGUGCUUAUAUCUGGACUCUCAGCAUUUAGCAUUUGGAGAUUUGAAAUGGUUGCCAAGACCUAUGCAGGUGAAGGUGUAUCAACUAAGACUGUUUAUGGAGAAACCUGUAAAUGUCCAAAGACCCUUUAUACCAAUUACUUCGUUCUACCACCUUACCUGACUAAAACCAAGCGAGGUUACAGUGGAGUUUUCUACCAAGUUGCAACUAAUAUGAUGUCAUGGUCUUGUGGAAACUGCAUAAAUGGACACGGGAAAACAUUGAUCGAUUUAGAAAACAACGGCAAAGGGGGUGUUGCAGGAAAGAUAGGAGCUACCAGUCUUCUCAAUGAUAUCGAUGAUGUGCCACAAAUCUCGUUUCCGGUGUAUGGUAAUCAAUACAUGGAGAAGUACAUGGGGCUAUAUGACUAUUUCCACUUGAUGAACUCGCCUGGUGUGGCAUUCAUAACAAUUGACGACCCUCAAGGGACAGGAGCGAAACAUAUUAUGACGUCAGUCCUCGCCUGCCUGCCAUUUAUGGCCAUUGCAGUGACAAUGGCUUUGUUGGCUGGAGCAAUUGUCUGGAUUCUGGAGUCCCGCAGUAAUCCAGAGCAGUUUGGCUCAACAGUCUUGCAAGGAAUUGGAGAAGGUUUCUGGUGGGCGUAUAUAUCUAUGACAACCGUGGGGUACGGUGAUAAGUUUGCUCUAACAAUUAUUGGUCGUAUUUUCUCGAUUCUUUGGACUCUCACUGGUUUGGUAAUCAUAUCAAUCUUGGUUGGAUCAAUUUCUAGCGCGCUGACAACCGUSACAGUGAAGAAGGAUAUCAUACUUUAUGGUGCGAAGGUUGGUGCAAUCCAAAACUCUUCAGAACAUCGGCUUGGAAUUCUAAGAAACGCCAAAGUGAAUAAAGAUUUUCAGUGCCAAAACGUCUUUGAAUUAAAAGAAGCAUUAAAAGCGCGUGAAAUUCAAGGAAUCUUGCUGGAUCUCUUCGUCGCAGCUGAUAUUCAAGACGAACUCUUUGAUUCUGAUGUGAAAGUGAGCAAAUUGUUGGAAUAUUCAUUUGGCUAUGGUAUUGUACUGUCUGGUGCUGCUGCAGUCGUAAAAGAUCGCUGUAGAGAUUACAUGAAGCUAAACAUUGCCAACAUCACAAACACAAUCAAACAAGGAAUAAAAACAAUAAAUACUAACGCUACAAAGACAGGAAAGCCAAAACAAACUAAUAUGUUUGACAUCGAGUCAAGACUUCUUAAGGAGACUCUGAUGUUCUCGUCAGCACUGCUUUCUUUAGGCUUCACUUGCGGGUUGAUCUGGCAUUUUGUAUACUUCAAACUAUUGAAAAGUGAGUUGAUUGCCUAA